Messenger RNA from Helicoverpa armigera (cotton bollworm), 1797 nucleotides. Its product is annotated as pancreatic lipase-related protein 2. Gene Ontology annotation, biological process: lipid catabolic process. The record is from RefSeq and is a predicted model, not a curated record. Gene Ontology annotation, molecular function: lipase activity. The transcript has 7 exons. Lineage: Eukaryota; Metazoa; Arthropoda; Insecta; Lepidoptera; Noctuidae. The coding region runs from base 16 to 1164 and encodes 382 amino acids.
CAGUGCUCAGCAAGGAUGGCGCGCGUCCGUGCGCUCGCGCAUACAGCCUGCCUCACGAUCAUACUGCUCGUGCAAGGUACAAUUUCACAAAGACACCCAAUCAAAGAGGCGUUACUGCUGCACACUGAUGCAUACGGCAACGCUACGUUUGAAGACUGCGUGUGGCGACGGGAGAAGGAAGCCUGUCCUGAUCCUGAUGUUAAUCUCCAUUUAUAUACUGAAUCUGAUCCUGUGAAGAAUGUUGUAGAUCUAAGCAGCCAGGACUGGCUUCGUCAGAGUGGUUACGACCCGGCGCACGAGAACGUUCUACUCAUCCAUGGAUAUGCGGGAGGAGACGACACUUUGCCUAUUGUCGUGUUGAGAGACGCAUACCUGCGCCGCGGUGGCUACAAUAUCUUCAUGCUAGACUGGGGAGCGCUCUGCCAGCCCCCGUGCUACGUGGCUGCGGUACACAACUUGCGGCCCGUGGCUCGCUGCGUGGCUGAAGCGCUCGGAGCCCUGCGUCGAGCGGGGCUCAGGACUGACAACCUCACUUGUGUGGGGCAUUCGCUUGGCGCUCAUCUGUGUGGCAUCAUCGCUAACUAUUUGACUUUUAGAUUGAAUAGGAUCAUUGGGUUAGACCCAGCACGUCCUCUGAUCCGAUCAGCGCCGGCACUUCGCCUAGACCCGGGCGACGCUCGUGCGGUCCACGUGCUGCACACCAACGCCGGCCGCUACGGAGAGGCUGCCCGGCUCGGUCACGCCGACUUCUGUCUCAAUGGGGGAAGGAGCCAGCCUUAUUGUGAAGAUACACCAAACGAGGCGCUCUGCAGCCACAUCUGGUCGAUCUGCUAUCAAGCAGAGAGUCUGUUUCGCUCCAGAGAGGCAGCCCCGUGCGGGCGCCGGUGCUCGGUGCGGGUGCCACCAUCCCGGGCCUCCGCCCUGCCCGUGCCUAUCGGACAGCCUGCGCCUAUGAGUGCAUCAGGUGCAUACUGUCUCGAAGACUUCGCGACGCCAUUCUGCCCUUACACAUCAGGGCUCAAGGAAGGUGAUAAUAGGUGCUGCCUAGACGAACUGUACGCGGCCGCAGCGACCGCCGAGCCCACGCGCAAGCGACCGCGGCCUGUCCGUCUGAGAGGCCCGCGGUAUAGGCAGAAUGAUAGCGAUUAUUAUACUGUAGUCUGAUAACAUAGUUUUAAACAGAGUGCUAUAAUUAUGUUGUUAAGAAAUUCGAAAAGAAAAUCAUGGCUAGAAAUUGCAACUUUUUGACGGAAAUUAUUAUGUAAAAAAAAUUGCAAUAGCAACUUCAAAAUACGGUAAAAAUGUGUUUUUGUACAUACUUGUUGUACUAUUCUUUUUUAAUUCAUAGAUAUGAGCACUCUAUUUGUCAUUAAGUCUGUGGCGUUCUAUCGCCCCUUCUAGCUCGUUAAUUUUUAAGUGAAAGUGGGAGGGAAUUAUUUUGUUGGGUAAAAUUAUUGGCAGUCGAAAGGUGUCAGCUUUAAGCCUUUGUACAAAUACGUCUCGCAAUAAAAUGGCGUUUCAUUGUAAUUAAGCUUUCAUAUUAUUUUAUUAUUUUUUUAAGGAAUAAAUUGUUAAUUAUGUAAGAACAAAAAAAACUAAACAAACUGUAAAUUGUUAUUAGAGCAAGUCAUUUGCAUAAUAUUUACAAAAUGAAAUGUUCAGAUUUAUUCAUUAAUAAAAUUAUGACGAAUAUUUAUAAUUGCUAGUACUAUAAGUGUAAAUGUGUACAGAUUGGAGAAGUUUAGCCAAAGAAAAUCUUACCAUUUAGAAAUAUUAUUGAAUAAAUUAUUACUUUUA